Gryllus bimaculatus (two-spotted cricket) is the source of this 1301-nucleotide messenger RNA. The record is from the annotation of a GenBank genome assembly. Lineage: Eukaryota; Metazoa; Arthropoda; Insecta; Orthoptera; Gryllidae.
AGCUAAUCGCUUGUCCCGGCUGGGCCGGUGCCCCGCAGGUGGGAGACACCUGGCUGAGGAAAACCCCGCUAGCUCACGGUACGUCGGCGCCGAAUCUCGCCAUACAGCAGGGGAAAGAUCACCGCCACCUCCUGAGCAAAAACAUGCAUUAGACUUACGGGACUUACUGUACUGGACCCUGGUAGUUGAUGAGCCCGGAAUCAUCACUCAAUCCUACAGAAAGAAAUUUUUGGAUAAUUUUCUUCAAUGCGUUGCUACUGAAAGUUUUUGAAGUUUCUAAUGUAGCUCAAUAUUGGGAAUAAAUCAGGGUGCUCUAUUUUUCUCAGAAUCUUAAGUUUCAAAAAUAUGGUGGACUGGGCGGAAACAAUGCUCGUGUCUCAUGAUCGUUAAGAUUCAACACACGAUUGGAGUUUAGUAGUGGGCAGAGAUCUCAACUGAUAGUGAGUCGUUGAAUUCGGGAAGUUGCCAGCUUUGUUGGUUCGAUGUGACUGCACGACGUGAAACAUUGUAUAUGACAUCAGUGAUGAAUUCUUUUUUGUUUUUCACAAAUAUUGAUGGUCUACUGUGAAAUAUUGUUGGUCUACUGUGUAAGUAGUUAGUGUACGUGUAAGAAAGUGUAACUAAUUUUUAUUACCAAAAAUCAUGCUUGUUUUAGUGCUGGGGGAUCUUCAUAUACCUCACCGAUGCAGCAGCCUUCCAACAAAGUUUAAAAAACUUUUAGUACCUGGAAGAAUUCAACAUAUUCUAUGUACUGGAAAUUUAUGUACCAAAGAAUCCUAUGACUAUCUAAAAACUCUAGCAAGCGAUGUGCAUGUUGUUAGAGGCGAUUUUGAUGAAAAUCUAAACUAUCCAGAACAGAAAGUUGUCACAGUUGGCCAAUUUCGGAUUGGAUUAUCUCAUGGUCACCAAGUUGUGCCUUGGGGUGAUCCAGAAUCUUUAGCACUUAUCCAGCGUCAAUUAGAUGUGGACAUUCUAAUAUCUGGUCAUACUCACAAGUUUGAAGCAUAUGAACAUGAAAACAAAUUUUAUAUUAAUCCGGGUUCAGCCACUGGUGCCUUUAAUCCACUUGACACGAACAUCAUUCCAUCUUUUGUAUUAAUGGAUAUACAAAGUUCCACUGUUGUUACUUAUGUGUAUCAACUUGUAGGAGAUGAGGUUAAAGUAGAACGUAUUGAAUUUAAAAAGAAUUAAAAUUUAUUUUGUAUUGGAAGUUCUGUGUGUUUAGAACAUACACAGAAUUAUAAACAUACAUCUUUGUAAAUUAUUUUCUGUUGAUAAAUAUAAUCUCAUUUAUCUCGAAA